AUUUCUUUACAUACAUAUGCAUAGCUUGCAAGUCUUAUGCAACCAGCGAUUAGUAAUGCAUGUCGACGACAAAAACCCGAAAACCGAAUUCCCGUGUGAGCUUCCGAGUAUUGCCAUACCGCAGCAUCCAAAGAUUUAAAAUUUUCUCCAUUGCUUCCAUUUUCUGCUGCUUAAAACGAUAUGGACGACAAUUCGGAAACCUGUAAACUCUCGGAUAGAGAAAAAUCAUUGUUGGAUGAUAACAUCAGUCUAAAAGCUCAACUCAAAGAGCUCGAGACCACGUUUAAUAAAAUGCAAGCUGAUUUUACGCGUUCUAUCAAAUUGAGAGAGAGGUUAGACUCCUUGUGCAAAGUUCUCCAAAAGCAGACGCAGGAUAUCAAGGACGAAAGUGCAGCUCAAAUUGGAAAAGCUGAAGGACAAGGCAACAAAUUGGCACGCGAAGUUUCGGAUAACAUGGAAAUGAUGGAAAACGUCAACAAGCAACUUAGUGACAUUAUGAACUCAAGCUUGAAGGCAAAGCAGCAAAAUUUGGAUUUGACUGGUCAAGUAGCAGAGCUCAAAAAGGAAUAUGACGACCGGCACGAGACCAUGACAAAUGAAUUGCAAGCAGCAAGCGAUGCUCUGGUUAAAACUAAAAUGGAAGUUGCUCAGUUGCGCUUAAAAAAUGCACAAGACCGUGAAACGGCAUACGCCGAAAUGCACAAGUUGGCGAAUACGAUGGUCGACAACAAACAACAAAUGAAAAAUGCAAAAGAUUUGGAAUUGGAAUUGAGACAAAGGCUUACGAGCUACGAUGAAAAAUUCACGGCUUUACAAGCUUCGCUUGAACAAACAAAUGUGGGAUAUACUGCAUUCACUGGCGAAAUGGAGAAGGUGUCAAAAAGGACGAAAGAUCUUGAUAAGGAAACACAGGACUGGCAAACAAAAUGGGAAAUUAACAAUGCUGAACUAAUGGGGAUUACAAAGAAUCAUGAGGAAUUACAAACCGAAGUUGGUAAAGUUCACGAAAAUUUGAUAAAAAUGACGAAUCUUUACGCCCAGUUGGAAAAGGAACGAAGUCAAUUGAUGACUAAAUUGGGAAAGGAGCCACCUCCGUCGCACCCACUUCCACCACUGGAACCUCCUGCAAAUCCUCGCCCCGCGCAUUCAGAUAAUCCUCUGAAUAAUACUCCUUCUGUUUAACACUAACGUUUAUGGCCAACUAAUUAACAAUAUUAACAAUAAUGCUCAUACUAAUUUAUUAGAAAUUUUCAUGAGAAAACGAAUUAUACCCGUAACCCUUUCAGAAACCAGAGGUAUAGAAGUAAACAACAAAUCGUGCCUAUCCAUUGGAACAAUAAUUUUAUAACAAGAAUUUAUCAAUGACUAUCUUAGGUUAUAACACUAAUUGUUGAAAUAUUAAUAAAGCUGUCAUUUUGAA
Folsomia candida is the source of this 1420-nucleotide messenger RNA. RefSeq names its product cytotardin. Gene Ontology annotation, molecular function: syntaxin binding. The record is from RefSeq and is a predicted model, not a curated record. NCBI's taxonomy places the organism in Eukaryota, Metazoa, Arthropoda, Collembola, Entomobryomorpha, Isotomidae. The coding region runs from base 181 to 1182 and encodes 333 amino acids. The transcript has 9 exons.